Messenger RNA from Phialemonium atrogriseum, 3269 nucleotides. RefSeq lists its product as uncharacterized. Gene Ontology annotation, molecular function: protein binding. The transcript has 3 exons. The record is from RefSeq and is a predicted model, not a curated record. NCBI's taxonomy places the organism in Eukaryota, Fungi, Ascomycota, Sordariomycetes, Cephalothecales, Cephalothecaceae. Bases 1 to 2955 code for a protein of 984 amino acids.
AUGGACGACCCACCGCCCCUCCCGGGGGCGAUCGACAUCCUUCUCGCGUCGAUUACCUCGACGUCGCUCACCAUCACCAGCUUCAUCCGGGCCGUGCGGUCGGCCCGGGCUGAUCUCGGGGCCAUCACGCGCGAGCUGGCGGACCUGUACGUGGUGCUGGACCUUCUGCGCGAUGACCACGCCGUCCCGACGCAGAUGCAGGCGCGGGUGCGAGCCGUCCUGCGCGGUUGCGGGGUAAUCCUGGCCAGGAUCACCGCCCUCGUUGCAGAUUCGUCCGGCAGUGGCAGCGGCAGCCACGACGGGGCCACCCGCGUGCGAUGGUCCACCAGGGACAGGAAUGACAUGACGCUGCUGUCGAUAGGCCUGCAGACUCAUCGGGAGGCCCUGGUUCUUGUCGAUGAUGUGGCACACCUAAAAUAUUCCCAAGACGAGGAAUCGCCCGAUGGCACCUCUCCCGAUGGAGAGGGACCUCGGCAGGCGUCCAAGAGGAUCUUGGCCGCGAUUUCCAAGUUGCGAGACACGGUCCCGCAGGCUGAGAGAGCAGCGGGCGACUCAAGAAAGGUGCUAGAGCUCUACCUCGACGAAUUGGCCGCUUAUACGGCGGCUGUGUGCAGAGAGAUACAGGGACAGACCCCCUCAAGCCAUGCAGAUUCAACAAAAUUCACGGCUCCCAGGGAACUCGGGCAGCCGGGCACAAAAACUAGCCAGAACGCAGCUGCCAAACAGGGCUCGAUUGUCGAACUCGAUGGUGAACAGUCACUUGAGACCUGUGGUCCAUGGUUCCCUGCCCAGGAACUCGUUGUUCCUUAUUACAACAGCCAGGAACAGUUCCUGAAACCGACAGUUUACUCCUACCACAUCCCGAGGAAGUCACCAACUGAUCUCCAUCACAGCAACCCGCUGAGGCAGGUUGUCGAAUUACCAGGCAACACGACUGUGAGUCCGGCUCAAACAAGGCAGCAGGCUCAACCCCAGCACCACCGCAAGCAGAAACAAGGGCCCCAGCCGCGACAUCACCACAGCCCCCAGCAGGCGCAGCAGCCGUUUGGGUCGCCAGAAAAGCCACCACUAGCGGAGCAGCGUAGUCGGUCGGCUGUCCCUCCGCCGCUGCUCUCCCCGCCGGACGGAUGGGCUACGUCUGUCUACGUCCCGGCCAGCCCGGCGUCGGAACAGUUUUCACACCGGAACUCGGCACUGUCCUCGGACCAGACAUCCUUCCAAACAUCGUCCGACUACGCCGUAAGUCAAAGCAUGUAUCGCAGUUCGAUGUCGACGGCAGGCACCUACUCCGUUAUGGACUCGUUCACUCCUGCUUCCUCUCCACUGUUGCCAUUCCACCAUUCGUUGAAGGGCGGCCCUUCCCGACCGGAAUCACCCUACAGCACAGUGUCCUCGAUAACCUCCUCGAUCAUGGGCAGGCUCCCCAGAUUCCGCUCUAGGAGACAGUCAGUGCGCCUCCCCGCCGAAGUCCGCACCCCCGCCCCGGACGCGCGCCACAGCACGCCACCGUCGACCGCGUCUUCCUCGACGCUCGACCGAACCCCCGUCGCCACCAAGCUCGCCGCCCAGCAACCGCCGCCGACCUCGCCGCUGCCCCGCACCCCCGGGGAGCGCCGUGACAGGCAGGCCAAGCGUCAGGCGCAGCAGAUCGAGCUCGUCCCCGUCGAGGGCCUCUCGGACGGCAAGGCGCCCGAGAUCUUCCAGCUGGACAUCUCGCCUAGCGGGACCAUCCUCGCAAGCCAGCACGCCAACCACAGCAUCAAGAUCUGGUCCGUGACCACGGGCGGCGUUGAAUCCACCGUCAGCCCGCGGGCCAAGUUCCGCACGGGCCCUCGGACCCGCAUGUACUUCAUCCGCAGCCACGCCAUCGUAUCGGAGGCGUCGACCCUACUGGCCGUAUCGGCCUCGUUCGGCAACACGGUCGAGGUCUGGGACUGGUCCCGGCGCCGCCGCGUCCAGUCCAUCGACCGCGCCGCCCGCUGGGCCAGCGCGCGCGCCGACGCCUACGACGCCCGCGACAACCGGCCGCUGGCCGUCUACCGCGCCGAGGACGACGCCAUCGACCUGUUCGCCGUCGUCGGCGCAGCCGCUGCUGCUGCUGCUGGCGCACCCCGCCUCCGAGGCCUUCGCGCCGACCCGGGACCAUACGUCCAGUCGCGCCGCAUCGAGGUCGCGCGCGCGGGCCUGCCGUUCGUGCCGCACUUCCCCGAGCUGGCGUACUCGGCCACCGCGCCGCUGCUCGUUGGGGCGGCCGGGCCGCGCGCGCGGGCCCCGCCCGACGAGCAGAAGUGCAUCCUGGUGGCGUGGCAGACGGACUCGUCGGGCCCGGCGGCGCCGCAGGACGGAGGAGACGACGAGGCCAACGGAAACGGCAACCCGCACCGGCCGUACAAGUGGGUGGUGCCGCCGCACCCGGAGCUCCUGGGCGCGCUGCCGGCGUGUCUGGCGUGCUACGGGUCGUCGGCGGUGUCGGUGUGGCUGCCGGCCAAUUACAGGCACAUUGUGACGGCGAAGGGGGAGACGAAGCGCGUGCCGGUCGCGACGAGGAGGAGGCUGGUGCUGGUGUGGGACCUCACGGAGGGGGGCACGAGGCUGUUUGAUGUCCCCGAAGGGCCGUGCUGCGUUUCGCCUGAUUGUCGGCUUGUGGCGUACUGUGAUGCGAGCGCGAGCGGGGAUGGCAUCGUGGUGCUGGAUGUGGCGAGCGGGGAGGCGGCGUGGAGGGGCGGUGGGGAGGAGGCGGAGGCGCCGGGACGGGCGCUGCGAGUUGACUUGGGGAAGGUCAAUGUGUUGCAGUUCACAGAGGAUGGGGGCACGCUGUUUGUCGGCGACAAGGACGGCGGGGUCGGCAUCUACGAGAUCAAGAUGCGGACCGCUGGCGGUGGGGCGGGGAGAUUCGAGUUCCCGGGCAUUGGGGAGGCGUUGGGGGGUGGCGAGUCGGACGUGUCUGGGUCGUGAUAUGUGGCCGCCGUUGUUUCUUUUCUCGGAUUGUACAAGCUAUGAUACCCUGUGGCAUGUUUGUGGAACCUGUGGGCGCGUGUUGUCGGGUCCGAGUGUACUCUAUUUGCCCCUAGACAGGCAUUGGGGGGUGGGCGACCCAUAAUGGACGCUGGAGAAUCAAGGAUAUCCAUGUGCAGGCGAGUCAGUUGCUUGCCAGGCACGGGCAAUUCCGAUCUUACAUUGGUGGAGUGUCUGGGCCUCUCACAAUAACGCAACGGAACUCGGGGCUUGAUUGUCGAGGCUGACAAGCUAUGCCCUGGCAACCGGUGUCC